CAAUUCUUGAGUGGCAGCAUACACCUAAUGAACAGAUCAAUCGUUGCAUCGGUGUCAUCUUCGCAUCUUCGUCAGAUUGUAAAGCUAAACCAGUGACAGAUGCGCAGCACUCUUAUAUCUCAGCCGAAUGCAGAAUUAUGCGUUGUCAGUCUUUCAGAAGUUGUACAUUCUCAGCAUAUUGCCCCACAUCCUGGGUUUGAGGGCCCCUAAUCAAUUGGACGACUUUCAGGGCAGGGAUUGGCAGCCAUUGGGUGCACGAAACUUUGCUGCUGAUUGUGUAGACGUCAGCCUGCUGCUGAGCGCUCCACUUGAGGAGUACGCUGCAAUAGUCAGCCAAUCAGCAGGCAUAAGGAGCAAUGCUAGCGCUGCCACGUGCCUCUUGACGGCAGAAGUCCCCGAAUAUGGUAGCAGCGGCAGUGACAGUGAGUGUGAAUCCCACGUAUGGGACGUGCGGGAGUCUCAAACAGAAGCGGAGCCAUUCACACAGCAGCUGCGAUUACACAGCACCUGCAACAUGGGGAGUUUGGGACUGCAGGUGAUGAGGCAUGGUGCUGCAACAAAGCACAGGCGUUUAGCGGACUCCAGCAUCCCUGCAGCAAAUGCAACGUUGUCCAAUCAGACCGGUGCGGCCAGCCCUGGCCCCGGCCCUGGGGGCAGCAACGGCCAGGGGCCGAGCAAUGGCAUAGCAUGCUGCUGCGGCCAGAACAAUCAGGUUGGCGGCAGCUCGCAGUGCUGCUGCGGGCCUGUGACCAUCUGCUGCCAGGCGAGCGGCUUCUGCUUGACGCAGAACUGCACGGCCAUCUUUGUGGGCUCCACUCUGAUCGCCGGCGCCCUGAUCUCCUUCAUGACAUGCGGCAUCUGCAUCUACAGGGCACGAGCAAACUUGCAGGAGCCUGCAACGUUCUGGACCAGGAGUGGCGGAAGGUUCAGAGACAAUGGCUCGCGGCAGGCGCGGCGGCCGCUGCCGACACAUGCGCCGCCGGAUGAUGAGGAGGGAACUCCGCGCGAAUGCCCAGUGUGCUUGGAGGAGACCACCAGCAAUGCGCAGUGGGUCGUCUUCGGCUGUCACCAUGCGACCUGCCGCACCUGCUAUGACCAGCUGGUGGCCAAGCCGCACCAGGACGCUGCCUGCCCGCUCUGCCGCAGGCCCCUCACAGAGCUCGUCCCAGAGACGACCCCAUCGCAUGUGGCUAUCCAAAUGCAGCCGUUGCAAAGGGAGCCGGCCGGACCCUCCGGGGGUCAAGUGCCUGCGAGCGCUGCAGCAUCGGGAUCGUCAAGCAGGGUGGCAGCCACAAGCUGAAAAUUUAGCAGAGCAUGGGAUUUUGGGGAGGCUUCUGUUGCGCAGUGUAUUAAUCAUACCCCAGCUUACGUGCCAAAUGCUCUGUGCAAGAGCGGGCAUUGUGGUUUCUGUGCAGCCUGGGGAACAAUGGGCCAGUACCUUACUCGCAACUUCUAUGCUGCUGACGUGUACAACUAGCUAAGUUGAACAGGUUGUGAUGUCUUCAUGUGCCUCUCUGGGCUGGUGAUGCUCACCGGUUUCUAGCUUUUGAAGUCUCUACUGAAGACGGGUCCAAGUUGAGGUGAAAACAGCUGGAGAUUAGUUUUUCUGUUGCAGGAGAUGCAGCUGCAAGUGUGCUAGCAUUCAGCAUGGCAUCCACUAGAUAUGAAACAUUGAGGUUGAGUCAGAUGACGUAUCGCGAGUAAUGAACCAAGUGUUAGGUCCUCUUCUUUGCUGAGGGCUACUGGCCCGCUCAUAAUGACCUGUUUGAAUGUCCAUCCUGCGUGACUGCCAUUAGCAAUUGCUGCUGGUUGAACAUCAUCUGAAGUAGGCACCUAGACAAAAGCCAAUUGGAAAGCUGGGCAGGAUUGUUCAAUUGAUCAUAUGCAUAAAUUUAAACAACCUAGAUCGGAGGUUCCGUUGGACGUGAGGAGCCAGGUAGUAUAUUCUUAAAUGCAUUGAUGACA
Messenger RNA from Coccomyxa subellipsoidea C-169, 1965 nucleotides. RefSeq lists its product as hypothetical. The record is from RefSeq and is a predicted model, not a curated record. The transcript has 7 exons. The coding region runs from base 128 to 1300 and encodes 390 amino acids. Lineage: Eukaryota; Viridiplantae; Chlorophyta; Trebouxiophyceae; Coccomyxaceae.